Messenger RNA from Frankliniella occidentalis (western flower thrips), 3485 nucleotides. RefSeq lists its product as uncharacterized. The coding region runs from base 1764 to 2663 and encodes 299 amino acids. The record is from RefSeq and is a predicted model, not a curated record. The transcript is spliced from 2 exons. Lineage: Eukaryota; Metazoa; Arthropoda; Insecta; Thysanoptera; Thripidae.
GGUGGCUGAUACCAACUUGAACAUACAAAAUGAGAAUUCAAAGCUGAAAAAAAUAAUUGUUUAUGAGCAAUAUUUGAAAAAUAAACAGUAAGACAUACUUUAAUCCUAAUCUCAUUUGAAUUGAACCAAAGGAGAUGGACUUAUCACAUUAGGCCUAAUUUAUUAGCACCACGGGUGCGAAUUGGGUGCCUGGUGCUAUUUUCACCACUGGGUGGUGCGAGCAAUGUUAAGCUCACUAUUAACACCAUAGUGCAAGCAACACCUCUGACACUAUUUACACCACUACAUUUCCUGGCCCAGAUCUCGACGCCAGUUUUUAUGCGAAACUUGUGCGGAUUUAGUGCCAACGUAAAAAAUAGGCAUGAGCACGACAAUGCGCCUAAACUCUCUGAGAAAUAAAGCGAAUCUCAUAAAAUAGCUUUCUUGCGGAUGGGGAUGGCGCUUGCGAGUUGCGGCCGCUUGGAGCGCUAGUGAGCGGUGAGAUCAACUCUCGCUUCGCGCGCGAGCUCCCCCCGUUGAAAUACACGGGGAACAGUGGCAUGAAAAAAGUGUCCGUUUGAACAGCAAAAUGAUGGAAAUUUGGUCGUUCUUGUAUUUUAAUGGGGAGAAUAGACAUGCAUGUACUUUCUGAAGAGGAGAAACGGUGGAAAUGAGGCGUCAACAUUAAGCAAGAGCCGUUUCAUUCGGGCCAAAAUACCGUAGAUUGAAUGGCGCGCCCCAGUGUUUCAUCUCACCCCUCACUAGCGCACUCUACCCCGAGGGGCUGCAACUCGCAACCCUGCUCGUUACUUCGUCAAACUCAAAUCAAAUGCGCGGGAACCGGCAUGUAUGGUGAGCUUAAGCCUAAGCCAGCACGCCCCCCCCUCGAUUCCUAGGCCUAGUAAGAAAUAUAAGAAGUUCUCUCAAUUUACAUAUUGCUGUGUCAACGCUCAUUAUGGAGGUAUGUACAAGCACGUCUCUAUCUGAAUUAUGAUAAUUUAUUAUAAAUGUUAUUCGUCAGUGUUCAUUGCAAGUGCAGUCAACCUAUGGCUGGUAUCAUAACCUCUGUUCACUCUGUCGCCCGUCACUUCACAUCAAUUUUGUUUUAUUUAUUACAAUGUCGUUGACAGCUUGAGCUUGUCUUUUAACCAUCUUCUUCGUUUUUCAAGGAAAAUGAGAUUAAUAUCUAUGUAGGGCAGACGUUCGGCUCCUCUGAAGAACUUGAGAAACAUGUUGGUGCCUACAACAAGGUUCAUUCUGUCAUAUUUAGUAAAAAAAGAAGUGAGUAUGGCAAAGACCCUGUUUUGAAAUACAGAUUUGUCUUGUUCGUGUGCAAGCAUUUUGGGGAUCCAAGAGAAAAUCCCAACCUCACUGGGCAGCGUCCUAAACAGAAGUAAGAAUUCAUUUACAUGCUUUGCAGUUUUUAAGAGGAGGACAAGUAAUGUGUGGAAUUUUGUUCUUUGCAGAGUCUACAAAAUUGGUUGUGAGGCAGAACUUUACGUGUCCAGAGAUUCUAAACUUAAUAAACUUGUUGUGCAGAGAUUUUUGCCAGAGCACAACCAUGUUUGUAAUGAGGUUACGUACGAAGGGUACCCUGAAGUUAGGAGAUUGUCGGAAGAGUCCAAAGCCAGUAUAUUAGAAUACAUUAAGCUUAGAGCGAAGCCAACACUAAUCAAACCUCUUUUAAGAGAUAAAGAGGGACAGAAUAAGAUUAUUCUUGGCAGGGACAUCUCCAAUGUUCGGUUGGUUGACUGACUACUUAUUCUAGUCUACAUAUGUUAUGAAUGCAAAAUUUUAUUUACUUUUUUUAUUGCAGAACCAAAGCAAAACUUGACUUGAGACGGGGAAGAUCCGAUGAACAAAUGCUCUUAGACAAGUUGGCUGAAGUACAAUCGAAGGAUCCUGGAGCAUAUACUCACAUUGAGUUUGACAAGGAAAGUGGAGCAGUUGUGUUCAUACUCAUUCAAACAAGUGAAAUGAGAGAUAUGUUAGAGAAAUUUCCAGAAGUAAUACUCAUGGAUAUUACUUAUAAAAUAAACAAAAAUCAAAUGCCGGUCAGUGUCAUUGAAGUGAUGGACGGGGAAGGAGUGGGCCAGGUCGUCGCUUACAUAUUUCUAGCAAAUGAACUGAAGGAAACACUAACUGCGGGACUGAUGUGCUUUGCUAAAGCUAGUGGCAAAGAAACUCUUCUGAACACACAGUGUGUGGUGGUAGACAAAGACUUUUCGGAAAUUGGUGCAGUUAAAAUUGUAAUGCCAGAUGCUAAAAUCCACUUAUGCAGUGUUCAUGUGGAGAGGAACUUAAAGUUAGCUGCAAAAGGCGACAACACCAAAAAGAAGGCAUUGGAUUCUUUCCGAGGUAUGGUUUACGCUGAAACUGACACUGAAUUUUCAAAGCACUGCACAGAGUUCCAAGCAGCAGCUUCAGAGAAACUAUACUCAUACUUUGAGAAAAAUUGGCUUAAUUGUAAGGAGGCGUGGUCUUUAAAGGAUCGUGCUCUUGUAAUGACUUUGCGAAACCACACAACAAAUCGUGUGGAGAGCCACAACCAAAAACUGAAAAUGGUGAGUUUUUGUGCACAACAUUUGAUGGUAGCAGUACUGUCUGUCAAAAAUCGUUUUAUGCACGUCUAUAUUACUGUUUGUAAUUUGUUUUCAAUUCUAGAUCUUCAAUGUAAACACUGAACUAUAUGAGGCUGUUGAUGGUAUAGUCAAUAUUCUCAUGCGCAACAGGAAGGAUGAGCUUCGGUACAGGGAUCAUGAAACACUUGUUAAGAAGGUUAAAAUAAACAAGUGCAGCAACCCUAUUGUGCAAGUAAUUUGUAAUGAGUUGAGUGAUUUUGCUGCAAAAAUUGUGUGUGAGCAGCUUGUUGAUGCUUCUAAACCCUCUCCAUACCCGGACAUGCAUCAAGUGUCUGAAAAGUCUUGCACUUGCAUUCAGUUCAAGACUCUGAAGCUCAUCUGCCGCCACAUAAUGAGAUUCAGAAAGCAGAAAGGUGAGUAAGGUUGCUCUGUUUUAUGUUCUGCAAACUUUCAGAAAAGUGUUAGGAUUAUUUGUUUUGAUCUCAGUUUUAGUGUGUUUAUAUGUGUUCUAUUCUAUUUUUCUCUCUAGGCUCUCCAGUAUAUGACAAGGCCAUUGUACCCAGUAGAUGGUGGAGGAAAGUGGGGGAGAGGAAGAGUACAUCUACGGUGGCCAACAAUACUACAAUAUUAAAACCAAGGAUGCCUCCUCGUGUAGCCCGUGUGAUGGACUCCAGGGAUAAGUUUAACCAAGCUGCUACUCUCACCCAGAAAAUCAACCGUCUUUUGGCAGACAGCGGUACUAAGAGCUUCCACGCAAGGUAUCAGUUGCUCAGUGACGUACUUGAGGCUUGGGAAAAGGGUUCUGAUGUUACUCUUCUGCACAAGUCCCACAUCUUUCAUGAAGACGUUACUGACGCAAAUGAAAGGACAGUAGAAACACAUUCCCCUACACUGUUAUUUAAAGGCGUCCCGUCAGAGUGCGAC